Molecule: messenger RNA, 1948 nt
Organism: Cryptomeria japonica (Japanese cedar)
Lineage: Eukaryota; Viridiplantae; Streptophyta; Pinopsida; Cupressales; Cupressaceae
Exons: 11
Coding region: 522-1625 (367 amino acids)
Biological process (GO): double-strand break repair
Cellular component (GO): BRISC complex; BRCA1-A complex
Molecular function (GO): metallopeptidase activity; polyubiquitin modification-dependent protein binding; cysteine-type deubiquitinase activity
Source: RefSeq, a predicted model, not a curated record
UCCUCCCAGCAGGACUUAGUUUGUGGUUCAGUCGACUAUUUUCAAUAGCGUCAAAUAUCUUCUUUCCUCUUUGGCUGCAAUUUUUUAAUUUUUGGGGUAGCAUGCUUCCCUGGAAAUAUUUAGGCAACUACUUUCGGAUUCCCACGUUAUAGAACAUUAUAAACAAACAAUUGCGAAGCAAAAGCAAAUCUCACCGCAGCAGAAUUACAUAAGAGAGUGAAAAAUGUCUUUGACAGGUCUUAAAAUGUGUGAAGAGGUAUGGCUCACAUGCCUCACGCAUGCCCUCUCUACCGAAACAGAGGAGGUCAUGGGCCUUUUGUUCGGAGACAUCGAGGUGAGUUAAGUUAUCGGCUCAAACCUCAUUGGGGUGCUGAGCAAGCUGGCAAAUAUUGUAUUUGAGCAAUGGGAGUGCCACUGCACUUGUUUGGGGUGCAGCUCCUCAGACCCGUUCUGACCGCCGGAAGGACCGUGUUGAGACAAAUCCUGAGCAGUUAGCAACAGCAUCUGCCCAAGCUGAGAAAAUGUCAACUGCAAUGGGAAGAACAACCAGAGUGAUUGGGUGGUACCAUUCACAUCCUCACAUUACUGUUCUUCCUUCACAUGUUGAUGUUCGAACACAAGGAAUGUAUCAAUUGCUAGAUCCGGGGUUUAUUGGUGUGAUAUUUUCUUGUUUCAGUGAAGAUGCCCAGAAGGUUGGUAGGAUUCAAGUUAUAGCUUUUCAGGCCCUUGAUGGGAAGCAAAGAAGCCUGACAAGACUUCCUAUUCAAGUAGCUCCAUUGCAAGUUGUUGCUGGUUUAGAAUCCGAGUCUGGAAGAACUAAGUCAGGAAGCCCUAUCCCAAAAUCAACUCCUAUACGACCAGAGAUCAUUGAUUUAGACCCUCUGAAUCCAAAGGCAUCAGUCAGUGCUGCUAAGAUUACAGACAAAACACAAACUGCUUUGGACAAAUUCUUUGAUCAUGCUGAUGCUGAAAUAUCUGGUAGAAGGGACACAAUGGCUCAAGAUUCAACCAUGCCUUAUCACAGUGGCAGUGGGAAAAUUAAAAAUGAUGAUUUGGAUUCAAUGGAUUUGACUUCCAGGAUGCAGGAGGCUGUCCAUCGAUCACAUUUGGAUAUUAGUGGUGCGGAAUAUGUUAGGAAAGAGGUUCCUUUGCAAGUUGUCCCUGGCCAUUCUAUUGCUAAAGUUGAUUUUUCUUUAAGUUCAUUUGUUGAUUUACAGCACAUUCUCUUUACAGAGGAAAAAGCUGCUUAUAACCAAGCUAUGUCACACAGUAUGAGGGAUGGUAAAAUUCAUCCCCUUGCGGCUAUCCAUCAUUCGUCACAGUACCAGUCAUCAAUGUGCAAGCUGAUGGAGUACUGUUUAUCUCCAGUUAUUAGUUCUCUGUGGGAUCGUCUGGAGGAGAACACACUAAGGCUCGCACAGCUGCAAGAAGAAGCUGUUUCAUUAGAACUUGAAGUUAUCAGCAAAGGCAACAUUAAUGUCUCCUCUCCAAGACGUUCUUCAAAUAGGGGUGCAGUAUAUACUGGAUCCCUGGAGCCUAAACCUUCAACAGGUUCACCAUCAAAUGUUAGAGGCUCCAGUUCUAUGGGUAGUGUAAUUCCACGUCAAAGCUCAACUCGGCAUUGAGAUACAAUUUAUCCAUUAUAAUAAUAAUAAUAAUCAGAAAUGGAUUGAGUUUGUUCUAAGUAAUCUUUUGGUGUGCAGAAAUUACUAUGCGGUUUAGUGUAUCAUGUAUUUACUCGAGUCAUUGUGGCAUUAGAAACAUUAUGUUUCUUAUGAACAGCUUGUAAUUAUGUUGUUUUUGUACAGCUUAUAAUCUCAAUCUUUUCGAGUCAUCAUAGGUUAUACGAUGACAGUGAUAAGAGCUUUUAUUUUUGUAUGCCAUCAGCCUUGUAAGAAGAUUUCUCCUUGCAGCAAUAUUUAGUUGCAAACGGAAUCAACUAGAUCUA